This is a messenger RNA of Ostrea edulis (European flat oyster), 5134 nucleotides long. RefSeq lists its product as uncharacterized. The record is from RefSeq and is a predicted model, not a curated record. Lineage: Eukaryota; Metazoa; Mollusca; Bivalvia; Ostreida; Ostreidae. Gene Ontology annotation, biological process: positive regulation of DNA-templated transcription. Gene Ontology annotation, cellular component: nucleoplasm; chromatin. Gene Ontology annotation, molecular function: zinc ion binding; ubiquitin-protein transferase activity. The coding region runs from base 1799 to 3487 and encodes 562 amino acids. The transcript has 8 exons.
GACACAAACGUGCACUGUCACACUUGAGUGUAGAAACAAAAACACAUUUACACUUAUGUAACAAUGAUAAAUAAAUGAUUAAAAAUAAUCUAUUAACAGAGGUUACCUAUAAAUAGCAUCACGUACAUCAGGAAACUUUAACAAGUUCAAGUUGUAUAAAAAGCAUUGUUGUAGGAUUUAAAUAGGUGAAUAUUAAAGGAAAACCGUAUGAAUUCGGGUAACAAUUCUAUAGUUUUCAGGUUGAGUGUAAGCAUUUGAAACGUAGUUUUCUAUCCAUAGUUUGCAAUAUCCCAGGAGAAAAGGACUGUGAACAUACAGGCGAUACAUCAAUGGUUCAUAUUCAUCAAAAGGUAUACUAGUUAAAUCAUGUUUACCAUGAAAAGAGAGGUUGUAAAAAGGGACCACAAGCUACAGCUAAAGUGAGGAGGUCCUUUUCUAAAAACAUUUGUCUUUUAUCUAAAUUGUUAAGCAAUGAGAACCCAUUGCCAAACAUCUUUCUUUAUAUACAACAUGGCUGUUCACGUUCUUAAAAUUAAUUAGAAAUGCUAAUGUUGUCUUGAGAGGUAUUGUUUUGGUAUCCUGUCCUCGCCCACCCGACCUUAAUAAAUCUUGCUUUACAUCAGAAAAUUGCAAUAUAACUUUGUUUUCCUGUAAAAAAAAAAAAAAAAAAAAAAAAAAAAAAAAAAAUCUCACAUAUGUUUCCUGGGUAUAUACAGUAUGUGUGUCUUCUGCAUUCAUUAUUCCCCUGUGACAAUUCCUAGAUCCACUCGUAUAAUGUACAUAUCUGUGUUUUAAUAAUCAAAGUAUUUAUGACACUUUCGUUACCAAUCUUGAAAAAUAGACACUAGGAUCUAGAGGAACAUUGCUUUAUUUCUGGACUUGAUUGAAAAAAAGAACCCGAUUAGUAUGAACGAAUCAACACCUCUGGUAAAUCCAAAUGACACAAAAUAAAAACAAAACACCCACCGCAAACAUUUAUGAUGAAUUUAAAACUCAAUAUAUCUACAUGUUUAUAGAAUCCAAAUGUGGCGUUUCAAUGCAAUUUCGAUAGACACACGAAAGCUUCAGUCGAUUACAUUACACAGUUGUACACCUGGUUGCGGAUCAAUGAUCUUUAAGAGACCUGCUUUAAAACUACUCAAGCAGUAGCCAUUGAUAUGAACUUGAGGAAUGCGGAACAAAUUUUGAAAGCUGUGUACAAAACAACAUUUACGGGUAAAUCAUAAACUGCAUAUCCCACAAGGACGCUGAGUUCUCCAUUAUUUUAAAACGAAACGUUCAAUUAGUAGUACACGUGACUAAGGUCGAACCAUUCAACGAUCUGACUGCUAAUAACUGUUCUUCAAAAUGCCCCAUGACCCACAGAAGGGUGAGAAAACUUGUAUGAUUUGACAUCACACAGAAGGAAGAACGGAAGUCUUUUUUACAUGGUGGUGAUAACAGUUAAAUUUAUCAGCAUCACAAGAUAACAGCUAUAUACAUCAGCAUCACAAGAAGAGAAAAAUGGAAAACAUGUGGUGAAUUCCCAAGUCCUGCUGUACAUCAGAGGAACAGAGGGUGAAAUCAGAGAGGUUCAUCCUGGACUUCGUUGAGGUCCUGCAUAUUAGAGAAAUGGAAUGUUGACGUCAAAGUGUACCAAGGCAUCCCCAUGUUGUGUGAAUUCAAGUUUGGUUGCGUCGUGACCCUUUGGGGCGAAAUUUGGGGCGACAAUAUGAUUUUAAGAAAACCAUAACAACUUAACAACAGCAGGGCCAGGGUGACUCAGAUUGUAUUCCAAAAGACCCAGACCCUCCACAUCAUGGACACACUAGGACUCUGUACUCAACUAAAAGUACGACAGUGUUCUCAAUGUCAGGGGGACACCGAGUUCUGCUGUAACACAUGUAAAUAUGAUCUGUGUUUACAGUGUAAAGAGAAACAUGUCAUUGAUUUAGAUAUCAAACACCAUGAUGUUGUGAUUUACCGUGAGAAGUUUAACUACAUCCCCAGACAAGAGAUCUGUGUCAGACAUCCAGACAGGUUCUAUGAAAUGUUCUGUCAGUCGUGUGAACUUUCUGUCUGUUUCCGAUGUUUAGAGCACCGAAAACACCAAAUACUGGACAUUAGAACAGCCUAUCAAGCAACGCGACAACAACACAGAGAAAUCAUUGACAACAUCAGAAGUGAGACUCUCUAUAACUGUCGUGUUCUCCUGGCACAAAUCCAAACUAAUAUCCAAACUUGUCCUCCACAAAUCUAUUACCGUCAAUCACAGAUGUCAACAAAAGCACAGAGACUGAAGGAUCUUAUUGACACCGUGGUAUGUGAUGUUAAAACAAGAUACCGAGGUGUAUUGAUUAAUAGAAUACAACAACAGAAAAGAAAAAUGAAGAGACAACUUGUUUACCUACAGAACUGUGAAGACAGAUAUGAACAAUCAGCAAACAGAGCGGUACAAUUCCUCUUGUUUAUAAAGACCAGUCGUGUCCCCGAAAUAAAAAAUAGUCCUAGUCAGUUAUUGAGUGUCAUCACUGAAAUCCAAAUGACAACAGGAAAACGACAAGUAGGAAUAGACGAGUGUGUGAAACUGAUGUCCACACCUGUAUUACACACGUCUGUCUUUGUGACAGGUGUUAGUCGUGUGAUACACAUAUCUCGUGUGAUGUCUGACAGGGUCUGGGUCUCUGAUUAUUAUAAUAAUCUCAUCUUGACAGACACAACAGGAGAUGCUAUACACCGUGUGACAGAUAGAGCAUUGUAUGUAGGAGGACUACACACAGUGAACAAUUUUGGUGAACUGAUUUAUAUAGACAGGAAACGUAACAUUAACAAACUGUCUACAGACAAUCAAACAGUCACCAGACUGUUACAGAGACCAUCACCAUGGUAUCCACUGUGUGUAUACUGCUUCCCGUCCACUGGGGAUCUGAUGGUCGGGAUGUGGAACACUGAUACAAAGACAGGCAAAGUAACCCGUUACAACAGUAGUGGUCAACACAUCCUCACCAUAGAACACGACAACACAGGUCACACGCUGUAUAGUGGUCCUACAGAUAUCACAGAGAACAAUAACGGUGAUAUCAUUGUGUCUGACUGGAUUAAAUAUAACCGUGGUGCUGUAGUGGUGACAGAGCGCGGGGGAAUAUAUCGAUUCUCUUACACAGGACCUCCAUCAGGAUCGCCAAUAUGGCCACGUGGAAUAUGUACAGACGCGCUGUCACACAUCCUGGUGUGUGAUGAUAACACCGAUACAGUACAGAUGAUUGACAAGGACGGUCAUUUCCUGUCUCUGUUACUGACACGACAACACGCAAUAAACAAACCACUCAGCCUGCAUUAUGAUGAUAAAACUUACCUUCUCUGGGUGGGAACAGACACCAACACAGUGUCUGUAUAUAGAUAUCUACAGAGGAGGUACUCUCUGACUGACUAUCCAGACAGUGUGGAAGAGGAUACCAGAGAAGAAGCUGAUCCUAAAACAUGUUGCCAGAGGUGUAUCUUGGUGUAGAUGUAAAAAUUAAUUUUCCGAGUGGUGUCACAUAAUCUUUUAGUCAAAUAUGGCUUUGAAAUUGUAUCAACAUUUUAAUAUGUAAACGUACAAAACAUCAAUUUCAAAUUUUAGUGUGUUAAUACAUUUAAUGAAACAUUCUUAUACUCCCGAACACAGUUUUGGGGGGUAUUUAGGAAGCACUCUGUCUGUCUGUCUGUUCGUCUGUCUGUCUGCAGAUUCGUGUUCGGGCCAUAACUUCUUUGUUCUUUGACUUAGGCAUACCAUAUUUGGCAGACAGGUGGAUCAUGAGACAAUUUGUCGAGUAUCUUCAUGACCUCUAUAUGACAUUGACCCUUGACCUCAAGGUCAAAAUGAAAGAUUUUUUACAAUGGAUUCGUGUCCGGGCCAUAACUUAUUUGUUAUUUGACAUUGGCAUACCAUAUAUGACACAUGAGUGUAUCACCAUGAAACGCUGUGUCAUGUACCUUCUUGACCUUCAUAUGACCUUGACCUCCAGGUCAAAAUUAAAGGUUUUUACAAUGGAUUCGUGUCAGGGUCAUGACUUUUUUUUUCUUUGACAUAGGCAAACAUGAGACAAUGUGUCGGGUACCUUCAUGACUUCUACAUGACCUUGAACUUUACCUCAAGGUCAAAAUUGAUUAUAGGGUUUUGACAGUCAUACCAUAAGACAAUAUUGUAUCACCAUUAGGCUAUGUGCCAUGUACAUUCAUAACCUCUUUAUGACCUUGACCUUUGAUCUCAAGGUCAAAAUUAUAGGUUUAUACCCAUGGAUUUGUGUUCGGACUAUAUCUUCCAUUUUCUUCUACAAAGGCAUACCAAUUUUUUACACUCAGGAAAGUGGUAAUUUAUACCUAUUAACAACACCCUUUGGGAGAUUGGGGUAAGUGGGGGUAUUCUUAGUGAGCAUUGCUCACAGUACCUCUUGUUUUAAAGUCCUGUAUAUAAAUAUCACAUCUUGAGAAAAGUGUUUCCUUGAAAGUUUACGGAAAUGACUUAAUGAUUGCAUGUCAUAUUUUACAGAUGACAAACGAUUGCCAUUACCCUUCCUUCAGCAAAUGGUUCUGAUCUAAUUUCCUAAUUUAGUGAUGGUGGACAUUGAUUACAUCUCCUCAUCUAGUGAUGGUGGACACUGAUUACAUUUCCUCAUCUAGCGAUGGUGGACACUGAUUACAUUUCCUCAUCUAGUAAUGGUGGACAUUGAUUACAUUUCCUCAUCUAGUGAUGGUGGACGCUGAUUACAUUUCUCCAUCUAGUGAUGGUGGACACUGAUUACAUUUCCUCAUCUAGUGAUGGUGGACAUUGAUUAAAUUUCCUCAUUUAGUGAUGGUGGACACUGAUUACAUUUUCUUAUCUAGUGAUGGUGGACAUCGAUUAUAUUUCCUCAUCUAGUGACGGUGGACAUUGGUUACGUUUCCUCAUUUAAUGAUGGUGGACAUUGGUUACAUUUCCCCAUCUAGUGUUAGUGGACAUAUAUUACAGUUCUUAAUCUAGUGGUGGUGGAUAUUGAUUAUAAUGCCUCAUCUAGAGAUGGAGGACAUUGAUUGCAUUUCCUUAUUUACAUUGAUUCAUUGACGUUAAGCUCUAUGCUUUGUAUGGCCACUUUCAUGAUUUAAAACUAAAAAUAUUAAAUCAUGUAUUUCCAUU